Molecule: messenger RNA, 4164 nt
Organism: Nasonia vitripennis (jewel wasp)
Lineage: Eukaryota; Metazoa; Arthropoda; Insecta; Hymenoptera; Pteromalidae
Gene: pea
Product: ATP-dependent RNA helicase DHX8
Exons: 2
Coding region: 318-4046 (1242 amino acids)
Biological process (GO): spliceosomal complex disassembly; mRNA splicing, via spliceosome
Cellular component (GO): intracellular anatomical structure; catalytic step 2 spliceosome
Molecular function (GO): ATP binding; RNA binding; RNA helicase activity
Source: RefSeq, a predicted model, not a curated record
CUCUAUCGGUAGUAUAGGCUGCGGGUGCGUGACCGGUAGCGCCCUCAUUUAUCCCCCCCCCCCCCUAUGACUCUUAUAAUACCUAUAUACCUAUAUUGCCCAUAUGUAAGCAGUGCGGUAUAGCGAUUAGCGAAGCGAACACGAAGUGGACAUUGAUAGUGACGUUCCUAUAAGUAAAUAUAAUAUUAUUGCAAAAUGAAGAUUUUGACCAUUUGGCCUACUGCGACAGAAAACCUUUACUAAACUCAAGUUUCAUUGAUUGGGCGAAUACAUAUGGCUUAAUUCGAUCGAGAAUACCAAAAAUUAAAACGUUAAACAUGGACGAAGUCCAGAAACUUGAGCACCUUUCAUUGGUGUCAAAAAUCUGCACAGAACUGGAAAAUCAUCUUGGGUUUAAUGACAAGGAUUUGGCUGAGUUUAUAAUUGAUUUAUCAGAAGAGAAUAAUACAUUUGACAGUUUCAAGGCUGUACUGAUUCAAAAAGGUGCAGAAUUUGCAGACUCAUUUAUUGCAAAUUUAUUAAGAAUCAUUCAGCAUAUGAAACCAAAAAAAGUAAAAGAAAAUAAACCUGAAAAUUCUAAACAAAAUGAUUUAGCCUACAAAUUUCCUGCCUUGGCACUUCCAAAUGAGGAGCCAGCAAAUGUUGUUGACAACAAAAACACGAAUAUAAGUGAUGUUGUGGAUGACAUGUUAAUGCAAUUAGAUGCUAAGAAUCUUGGUGGAUCAAAAACUUCUGAAAAAAAUGAAAGAAGAAGCCGCUCUUUGGAUAAAGAUAGAACUGAACGGAAAAACAGAUCUAACGAUGACGAUAGUUCUGUUCGAAGUCGAAAACGAAAGUCCAGUCGUAGUCCUAGACGAAAGUCGAGUCGAAGCCCUAGACGGCGAAAGUCUAGUCGAAGUCCUAGACGAAAGUCAAGUCGAAGUCCUAGACGAAAGUCGAGUCGAAGUCCUAGGCGGAAGUCGAGUCGAAGCCCUAGACGGCGGAAAUCGAGCCGGAGUCCCAGACGGAAGUCCAGUCGCAGCCCUAGACAGAGGAAAUCAAGCCGUAGUCCCAGACGAAGAUCCAGUCGCAGUCCUAGACAAAAACGUGAAAGCUCUCGCGACGAAUCUCAUUCGCGGAAACGAUCUUAUUCUAACACAAGAUCUAAUUUUUCAGAAGAAUUAAAAGAACUUGAAGUUGGAAAAAUUUACACUGGCAAAGUAGCUAACGUAGUACCUUUUGGAUGUUUUGUGCAACUAGAUGGACUCCGUAAACGCUCGGAAGGAUUGGUUCACAUUUCUCAACUUCGAAGAGAAGGAAGAGUUGUUAAUGCUAGUGAUGUUGUUACGCGUGGUGAAAAAGUGUUUGUGAAAGUUUUAAAUAUCACUGGUCAAAAGGUAUCAUUAAGCAUGAAAGAUGUAGAUCAGGAAAGUGGAUGUGACCUUAAUCCAAAUCCAGUUCUGAGUAAACGGGAAGAAGAUGAACAAGUUCUGAGAAAUCCAGAUCGUCCAGUAUCACUGCUAGAAUUUCAGGCUAAUAAUGAUGAGGACGAAGUGUAUUCAAAGAAAAGAGUACAAAGGUUAUCAUCACCUGAAAAGUGGGAGAUCAAACAAAUGCUUGCAGCAUCUUGUAUUGACAGAAGUGAAUUACCAGAAUUUGAUACUGAAACUGGUGUUCUACCACGAGAGGAUGAUGAGGAAGAAGAUGUUGAGAUCGAACUUGUAGAAGAAGAGCCUCCUUUCCUGAAUGGGCAUGGAAGAGCUCUUGGUGAUUUAAGUCCAGUUAGGAUUGUGAAAAAUCCUGAUGGUUCUCUUGCACAAGCAGCUAUGAUGCAAAGCGCUUUAGCCAAAGAACGUCGAGAACAAAAAAUGCUGCAAAGAGAACAAGAAAUAGAUUCCCUUCCUGCUGGGCAGCACAAAAAUUGGAUCGAUCCUCUUCCUGAUGCUGAUAAUUCCACAUCUGCAGCUGCUAGUAUGCGAGGAAUUGGCUUACAAACACAGGAUUUACCUGAAUGGAAAAAACACGUUAUAGGUGGUAAAAAGAGUUCAUUUGGAAAGAAAACUAACCUGAGUUUAAUAGAGCAACGUCAAAGUCUGCCCAUCUAUAAAUUAAAAGAUGAUCUUGUUAAAGCUGUGACGGAUAAUCAAAUUUUAAUUGUUAUUGGUGAAACGGGUUCAGGUAAAACUACACAAAUAACACAAUAUUUAGCAGAAAUGGGUUUUACAUCAAGAGGAAAAAUUGGCUGCACCCAACCUAGAAGAGUUGCUGCAAUGUCUGUGGCAAAUAGAGUUGCUGAAGAAUUUGGUUGUCGUCUUGGUCAAGAAGUGGGUUAUACAAUUCGUUUCGAAGAUUGUACUGGUCCUGAAACUGUUAUCAAGUACAUGACAGAUGGUAUGUUGUUAAGAGAAUGUUUGAUGGAUUUAGAUUUAAAAUCUUAUUCCGUGAUAAUGUUGGAUGAAGCUCAUGAAAGAACCAUACAUACUGAUGUGCUGUUUGGGUUACUAAAACAAGCUGUAGGAAGACGAUCAGAUCUUAAAUUAAUUGUGACUAGUGCCACCCUUGAUGCAGUGAAAUUUUCUCAAUAUUUCUUUAAAGCUCCAAUAUUCACAAUUCCUGGAAGAACAUUUGAAGUAGAAGUAAUGUAUACUAAAGAACCUGAAACAGACUAUUUGGAUGCUUCACUUAUCACAGUUAUGCAAAUCCAUUUACGCGAACCACCUGGUGACAUAUUGCUAUUUCUUACUGGUCAAGAAGAGAUUGACACAGCUUGUGAAAUUUUGUAUGAACGCAUGAAAACUCUUGGACCUGAUGUUCCAGAAUUAAUUAUAUUGCCAGUUUACUCAGCGCUACCUUCAGAAAUGCAAACAAGAAUAUUUGAACCUGCACCACCUGGUUCUCGAAAAGUUGUUAUUGCAACUAACAUUGCUGAAACAAGUUUAACGAUUGACGGCAUUUAUUAUGUAGUUGAUCCAGGUUUUGUCAAACAAAAGGUAUACAACUCUAAGACGGGUAUGGAUAGCCUCAUUGUUACUCCGAUCAGUCAAGCCGCAGCUAAACAGAGAGCAGGUAGAGCUGGUAGAACUGGUCCUGGAAAAUGCUAUAGAUUGUACACAGAAAGAGCUUACAGGGAUGAAAUGCUUCCUACACCUGUGCCAGAAAUUCAGCGUACAAAUUUAGCUACUACAGUUCUACAACUAAAAACAAUGGGCAUCAAUGAUUUAUUACACUUUGAUUUUAUGGAUGCCCCACCAGUGGAAUCGCUCAUUAUGGCCUUAGAAUCACUUCAUAGUCUAAGUGCACUUGAUGAUGAAGGUCUUUUGACUCGUCUUGGCAGAAGAAUGGCAGAAUUUCCUCUGGAACCAAAUCUUUCAAAAAUGCUUAUCAUGAGUGUUCAUCUACAGUGUUCUGACGAAAUAUUGACAAUUGUCAGCAUGCUAUCUGUUCAAAAUGUAUUUUACAGACCGAAGGAUAAACAAGCAUUAGCCGAUCAGAAAAAAGCCAAAUUUAAUCAAGCAGAAGGAGAUCAUUUGACACUUUUGGCUGUUUAUAAUUCAUGGAGAAAUAAUAAAUUUAGCAAUGCUUGGUGUUAUGAGAAUUUCGUACAAAUUCGGACACUUAAAAGGGCUCAAGAUGUGCGUAAGCAAUUGCUUGGCAUUAUGGACAGGCAUAAACUUGAUGUUGUUUCUGCUGCAAAAAAUACUGUUCGGGUUCAAAAAGCAGUAUGUUCUGGUUUCUUUAGAAAUGCUGCUAAGAAAGAUCCUCAAGAAGGUUAUCGCACACUUGUGGACAGCCAAGUAGUAUAUAUUCAUCCAAGUAGUGCACUGUUUAAUCGACAACCAGAAUGGGUAGUUUACCAUGAGUUAGUGCAAACAACAAAAGAAUACAUGAGAGAAGUUACGACGAUUGAUCCAAAAUGGCUUGUUGAAUUUGCACCUGCAUUUUUCAAAUUUAGUGAUCCUACUAAAUUAAGUAAAUUCAAAAAGAAUCAGCGACUUGAACCCCUCUAUAACAAGUAUGAAGAACCUAAUGCUUGGCGAAUAUCUCGAGUCCGAAGACGAAGAAAUUAAAUGUAUAUAUGGUACUUAUAUAUCAUGAUAUAUAAUAAAAUAUAAAUUAAUUUAGAAUUAUCAAAUUGAAUCAACAUUGUAAUAUAAAUGUAAAUAAAUAACCCAUUUUCUAAAUGUC